Messenger RNA from Betta splendens (Siamese fighting fish), 3665 nucleotides. RefSeq names its product polycystic kidney disease 2-like 1 (gene pkd2l1). Gene Ontology annotation, cellular component: membrane. The coding region runs from base 239 to 2599 and encodes 786 amino acids. NCBI's taxonomy places the organism in Eukaryota, Metazoa, Chordata, Actinopteri, Anabantiformes, Osphronemidae. The transcript is spliced from 15 exons. Gene Ontology annotation, molecular function: calcium-activated potassium channel activity; sodium channel activity; muscle alpha-actinin binding. Gene Ontology annotation, biological process: potassium ion transmembrane transport; detection of mechanical stimulus. The record is from RefSeq and is a predicted model, not a curated record.
UAUUCAUAAAUAUAAUAUGACACAUAAAAUAUAACUUCAUUUUGCAGUUUAUGCUGGCUUCAUUUUAAAAUACGGGUUGACAGUUACCUCAGUGUUUUCUAACCAGGUCUCAGCCUUAACACUACAAAAGCUCCGGGACGAGCGGCUGCUCCCACGUCACAGCGUGUGCGUCACACAGUCUUUAUAAGCACCCCUCCGGCAGGUGCUCUGCUUCACUUCUCCCUCCGACCCCAACGCCAUGAACAACCGGGCCGACAGCCACCUGACGGCGCAGGUGGAGUGCGAGAUGGACCGACUGGGCAACGGGGCCUGGGUGAACCAGGGCUACUGUGGCUCUCCACCCCCGACCCGAACCGUCAGCACCGUCUACGCGCCCCAGACCCUUUACAAGGGCCCCACAGAGAGCAUGUACAAACUGGACACCCCCGCUCCAUUCCUCCACCCGUCAGAGGGCCCUCAGUCCACGGAGAAACCCCUGGUGAGGAAACAGAGAAGCUGCUGCUCAUUUAUCAAAGGUCUGUGGGGAACAACGCUGACUGAAAACACCUCCGACAACAGGGAGCUGUUUGUCCGAACAACCAUACGGGAGUUAGUGGUCUACCUGGUUUUCCUGGUGGACAUGUGCCUCUUGACGUACGGUAUGACCAGCUCCAGCACCUACUACUACACCAACGCCAUGACAAACCUGUUUGUCAACACACCCAGUGCCAGCGGAGGUAGCUUUCAGUCCAUCGGUGCAAUGGCCGACUUCUGGGCCUUUGCCCAGGGCCCCUUACUGGACGGCCUCUACUGGUCUACCUGGUACAACAACCAGUCCAUGAAUCAUGGAGACCAGUCUUUCAUCUACUAUGAGAACAUGCUGCUGGGAGUCCCCAGAAUCAGGCAGCUCAAGGUCAAGAACAACUCCUGCAAGAUCCCCAACGACUUCCAGGAGGAAAUAAUAGGAUGUUACGACGUGUACAGCGAGAAGAAGGAGGACGACCUUAGCUUUGGGCUCAUCAAUGGCACAGCCUGGACCUACCACACUGAGAAAGCAAUGAAUGGUUCCUCCUACUGGGGCCUGCUCACCACCUACAGCGGAGCGGGAUACUACCAAGACCUGAGUCGAACCAAAGAGGAGAGCGCGGCUGUGCUGGAGGAGCUGAUGAGCAACCUUUGGCUGGACCAAGGAACCCGGGCUGUCUUCAUAGACUUCUCCACAUACAACGCAAACAUCAACAUGUUCUGCGUUCUCACGUUGGUAGUUGAAUUCCCAGCGACCGGUGGAGCGAUCCCGUCCUACCAGAUCCGAACAGUCAAACUGCUUCGCUACGUGGCCACCUGGGAUUACUUCAUCCUGGGGUGUGAGAUGGUCUUCUGUUUAUUCAUCCUUUACUAUAUUGUGGAGGAGAUUCUGGAACUUCGCAUACAUAAGCUUGCCUACUUCAAAAGUAUCUGGAACAUACUGGAUAUUGUGAUAAUAAUGCUUGCCAUCGUCGCCAUCAUAUUCAACAUUUUCCGAACGGUCAAAGUUGACAGUCUGCUUGGCAGUCUGCUGCGUGACCCUGGCAUCUAUGCCGACUUUGAAUUUCUGGCCUUCUGGCAAACACAGUACAACAACAUGAAUGCGGUGAACCUAUUCUUUGCGUGGAUCAAGAUCUUCAAGUACAUCAGUUUCAAUAAGACCAUGACUCAGCUGUCUUCUACACUGGGACGAUGUGCUAAAGAUAUUUUGGGAUUUGCGAUCAUGUUCUUCAUCGUCUUCUUUGCCUACGCCCAGCUUGGAUAUUUGCUCUUUGGGACAGUGGUUCAAUCCUUCAGUACCUUUGCAAAAUGCAUUUCCACACAGUUCAGGAUUAUCCUUGGAGACUUUAAUUAUGAUGCCAUUGACAGCGCUAACAGAGUUCUGGGGCCAAUCUACUUUGUGACCUAUGUGUUCUUUGUCUUCUUUGUCCUGCUGAACAUGUUUCUGGCCAUCAUAAAUGACACAUAUUCUGAAGUAAAGGAGGAGCUCUCAUCUCAGAAGGAUGAUCUGCAUUUCACUGACAUUAUCAAACAGAGCUAUAUGAAGACAUUUGUGAAACUGAAACUUAAAAAGGAGAAAAUAUCGGAUGUUCAGAAGGCACUGCAGUCUGGAUCUGGAGAAAUUGAAUUCAAGGACUUCAGGGAAACUCUGAAAGGGAUGGGACAUGGUGAUGAGGAAAUUUCUGCAGCCUUCGCACAGUUUGACUGCGACAAGAACCAAAUUUUAGACACGAACGAACAGGAGAGGAUGAUACAAGAGCUGGAGGAGAAGAGGAAUGCCCUGAGUGCUGAAAUCAAUGAUCUUGGAAUGAAUUAUGAGAAAGAAUUACUGGAGAAGCCUCCCGUUAACUCUGAGCAGAGGAACGACCCCAGCCAAACCAAUGUGGACUGGGAACAGUUUCUAAGCCUGACAAGACAGUUUGUGCAUCUUGAAAACAAUAUGGCUGGAAUCACACUGAAAAUUGACCUGAUCAUGGAGAAACUAGGAUUACAAGAGAAAGCUCAUAGGAAGGACAUGAGUGAUGAUGGGAGUGUCCUGGUUUCCAUGGACAAAGCGCCACUUCAACUGGAUUCUUCAUUUGUGUCUCGUAUGUAAUUAACCUCCGUCAGCGGGUCACUGAAACAACAAACAAGUCUCCAACGUUCAAUGUGAAGGUUCAUCAAGGUGUAUAAAUCAACUGACAGUAUGAUCCGCUGCUUUUUAGUUACAGACACUGUAACAUGUCUAUACUGUACACAUUAUGGAAUUCUUUAUUAGCAGAUUGUACUAGUGCUAAUUUAUUAACCUGGCAAUGGAUUAGGUAAAUAUAAACAUAUGUGCCUAGCUUAUGCAACUUUAGGCAUCGCACUCAAUGUUUGCUUUGCAUUUAAUGCCUAUGAAAGCUCUAUUACAGUUGCUCAUUGUGUACCAACCAUUUUGCAAUUACAUGUUUAAAAUAGAAGUGAUUAUUUACUCCAUUAUUCUUUAUCAAAUACACAUUUCCCAGGCUAUUUUAUCUAAGUAAACAAAAUUUGUCAAAUUUCUUUGUUUACAAGUAAAUUACCAAAUUAAUUGAAGACAGAUUCCAGCUAAUGUAUAGAAAACAGAUGCUACAAAUGUCGUAAUGUCUGUUUAAUAUUUGUUAAGUAGGUACUUUAUGGUGUCUGAAGGUGGUCUAAGGCAUUAGUACUUUUGAUGUGUUGCCGUUGGGAUUUUUGUGUAAAACAUUUAAUGACCAAAACAUUUGCUUAACAACUAUGUUCAAAAGUCUCUUUAUUUGAAGUGUCUUGAGUUCUCCCAUUAAAUGGAAAAUUCAAUUCAUUCUCUCAUAUUACUGCAAAAAGCAAAAAUUACCAGUACAUUCAAUAUUUUAUGCAACAAAUAUAUCACAUAUCUUAAAGUGUGUAGUUCAAGCUCAAACAUCAACUGCUUUCUGUCACAUCCUGAAAGAGGCACACAAACGUAAAGAUGGGAAAAUCAAUAAAGGAAAAACAAUUAGUCUGCAGUAAAGCCAGUAAACAAUGCCAAAGUUGACAUUAUUGCUUGAGGCUUAUUCAUAAAUUAUAUUACCAAAAUUGAAAUCAUGGCAGUUCAGUUUAUAGCUAUGUACAGUACUUUCACUAAGGUUUAUGAUCAAAGUUUAUAUUUACAAACCUGUGUUGUCACAUAGCCCCCCCCCAAA